AUGUUAGAAGGCAAAGCUGUUGUUGGCGAGACUGACAUGCUUCAAACCAUGCAGCAGGAUGCACUUCACUUAGCUGCGAAGGCCCUUGAUAUCUUUGAUGUUACCGAGUCCACUGAUAUUGCCCGCUUCAUAAAGAAGGACUUUGACAGGGUGCAUGGACCAGGAUGGCAAUGCAUUGUGGGGAUGGAUUUUGGUUCAUUUGUGACCCAUUACCAUGGCUGCUUCAUCCAUUUCAGCAUAGGAAACCUUGCAAUCUUGCUUUUCAAAGGUUUGGGAAGAGAAGUUGUAUCCAGCCCUGGAGAUUGUUGAUGCAUAAGCUUUGUAGUAUAUUUAGCUUCCAUAUUUUCAUAUUUGCUGUGUCAGUAAGGGAAACAGCAGUAGAAGAACAAAUACAAGUUUCAUGCGGUCCA
Molecule: messenger RNA, 410 nt
Organism: Populus nigra (black poplar)
Lineage: Eukaryota; Viridiplantae; Streptophyta; Magnoliopsida; Malpighiales; Salicaceae
Product: dynein light chain 1, cytoplasmic-like
Exons: 2
Coding region: 1-309 (102 amino acids)
Biological process (GO): microtubule-based process
Cellular component (GO): dynein complex
Molecular function (GO): dynein intermediate chain binding; dynein light intermediate chain binding
Source: RefSeq, a predicted model, not a curated record